Molecule: messenger RNA, 1313 nt
Organism: Aedes aegypti (yellow fever mosquito)
Lineage: Eukaryota; Metazoa; Arthropoda; Insecta; Diptera; Culicidae
Gene: DNaseII
Product: plancitoxin-1
Exons: 2
Coding region: 125-1207 (360 amino acids)
Biological process (GO): apoptotic DNA fragmentation
Molecular function (GO): deoxyribonuclease II activity
Source: RefSeq, a predicted model, not a curated record
ACUUUUGAGCAUUCAAAAUCGACGCGAUCACAACGAGUCGUUUUAUACUGCAGCUUGUUGAUAGAAAACCAUAGUUGCUUGCAGGAUGUUUUAAGUAGAAGGUUCUUCAAGUGAUAACUAUUUUAUGGUAACUACACAAAAAAUGUUUAUUCUGAUAGUGUUUUCUGUACUAAUUUGUACGUUUCAAACCUGUUUCUCCGAAAUUGGAUGUCGCGAUGAGAACAACCAGUUAGUGGAUUGGUACUAUCUAUAUAAAUUGCCAGAAGCAGCUGCAGAUCAGCAUUCGCCGAAGGACGUAACAUCAGGAUUACAUUACGCGUUUAUUACAUCGCACGGUCCAUAUGGUUGGCGAGUGUCCGAAAAAAAUGUUAACCAAACCGAGAGCAUUCCUGGGAGAACUUUGAAGCCCUUGCUGAAUGGUGACGAAGAUUUGUUGAAAAUUCUUUACAACGAUGAACCUCCGAGAGGCGAAACGGAUGGUUUCAGGGGGCACACCAAAGGAGUCGUUGCUACCGAUGGAAGCACUGGAUUUUGGUUGAUUCAUUCCGUUCCAAAAUUCCCACCAAUGUUGAAUGAGUCGUAUCAUUAUCCUGAUACAGGUAAAAUCUACGGCCAAAGCUUUCUAUGCGUGAGUGUUCGAGCAGACCAGAUGGAAACCGUUGGACAACAGUUGAUCAUGAACGAACCGCACGUUUAUUCGUUCCAUGUUCCGGAAGCUUUGAAGGAACGAUUCCCCAAAUUAGUCCAGGCAACGGAAAUGAAACCAAUCAAGAAGCCGCCAUACUGGAGUGCAGUCAAUUUGAAAUCCGUUGGUGGAAUAAACUUCCAUUCCUUCGCCAAAAGUCGUCAGUUCAAGAAAGAGCUGUACUCGGACUUUAUAGCGCCAUCGUUGCAAGUAGAUUUGCUGGUCGAAACUUGGCAGCAUGGGGCCGGAAAUCUGCCAAGCGACUGUACGACCUCACAGUGGAAGGUGAUGAAUGUGAAGGGAGUCAAGGUGACCGAAAAGUAUCAAUUUACCACCCUGAAGGAUCACUCGAAGUGGGCGGUUUCAGUGCCAGGAGACCGAGACUUCAUCUGUGUUGGGGACAUCAAUCGACAGGAGCAUCAGAAAGCACGAGGUGGCGGAAGUGUCUGCAGUCAGAUAGAUGGGAUUGUCCAAACCUAUCGCGUGAUGGUGGAGAACAUUGAAAGUUGUCCGAAGAAAUGAAUAAUUGAAUCAAAUUAUAGAUACCAGGUGAACUAAAAAUUUGUAUGAUCUCAUUUUGAAAUUAAAUUUUGAAUUAUAAUAAAAUACUUUUACAUUUUAAUUAAAA